UGAAAAAAUAUAGAAGAGGGCCCCAAUUGUAAUUUCACUUAUAUUCAAAAUUCAAGGAUCCGUUAGGGGGAAGGGCCCAAAUCUAAAAACAUCACAGAUUCAAAAAUCACUUGCCUAAAGAAUUUUGCUCAUCAGUUUUUUUGAACACAGAAAUUUUAUUUCAAUCUUGAACAAGAACAGCAACAAUGGGAAGAAUCAAAUCAAUAUCCGAUUACGAAGAUCUGAGAAAAGCUCGUAUUUCCGAAAAUCAGGCCCGAUUAGCCUCUCUCGGGCUCACGAAGACCAUUUCGGAGCUCCAGGCCUUGACUUCAUCGCCAAAAUCUGAUAAAUCCCAUGUCAGAAAAUCCCGUAAAGUCGAUUACAGUUCAACCCCUUUGCGGCGUUCGGCUCGUUUGGGAGGAAAAUCACCGCCAUCAAAAGAAAAGUUGGGCUAUUUAGAAGGCGAUGAUGAGAGUGGGGAUGAAAAUGAAAAGGGGAAUUUUAAUGGGCGAAAAAUGAAGGCAGUCAAAAGGGGCUUGCAAACGCAUCAGAUUCCUUUAGAAACUUUGGCCAGAAGAUGUGACAGUAAAAGCAGAGGAAGUUUGUAUCAUCCUGUUUAUGGGAUUUGCUGCCAUUUUUGCAGGCAAAAGAAACUGUGUGGUGAAGAAGAUUGCAAACGUUGCGGUGAUUUAGACAUGGAUCAACCGUGCACAGGGAAAACGGAUUGCUCAAAUUGUCAUUCUUCAAAUGGAAUUCUAUGCCGAGCCUGUCUGAAGGUCCGUUACGGUGAAGAAUUGGAAGAAGUGAAAGCAAAUAAGGAGUGGAUGUGCCCACACUGUAUUGAAGUCAAAGGAAUCAAUCCUUACUGGAUAUGUAACAGCUCACUAUGUCUGAAGAAGCGAAAGAUGGUCCCAACUGGAAUAGCCAUAUUCAGAGUUGCCAUUUCCAAACUUGGUGGCAACAAGCUUCUUUUAGCCGUUCUAGAAAACGAGGGAUUUUUCGUUCAAUUGAUCAAUGUUGUGAUGGAUAUUGUGAUUUGUGAAUGA
Messenger RNA from Striga asiatica, 1025 nucleotides. The record is from the annotation of a GenBank genome assembly. Lineage: Eukaryota; Viridiplantae; Streptophyta; Magnoliopsida; Lamiales; Orobanchaceae.